Molecule: messenger RNA, 1996 nt
Organism: Centruroides sculpturatus (bark scorpion)
Lineage: Eukaryota; Metazoa; Arthropoda; Arachnida; Scorpiones; Buthidae
Product: calnexin-like
Exons: 18
Biological process (GO): protein folding
Cellular component (GO): endoplasmic reticulum membrane; endoplasmic reticulum
Molecular function (GO): calcium ion binding
Source: RefSeq, a predicted model, not a curated record
UUGGUGUUAACCAAUCAGAUCCAACCACGACUUUGAGAAGGAUCUGGAAGCCGGUCGUUCUCUUUAGUAAAUCAGGAAAAAGACGAUGCACUUGUGAUUAAAUUAUCUUUAACUAAUUUAGGAAAAAAAUAACAUGAAGGUCAGUAAAGGCUAUUAUUGUGUAAUUGCACUAAUAUUAUUAUGUACAACGUUAGCCGACGAUAUAGAUGAUGAUGUAACUGUUGAAGAAAAGGACGAAGUAUCUGAAGAGAAAGCUUCUGCUGCUGAAGAAAUAUUAUACACAACUCCUAGGCCUAUUGGAAAUUAUUAUUUGGCAGAACAUUUUGAUGAUCGCGAAGAUUUCUCCAAAAGGUGGAUUAUUUCAGAAGCAAAAAAAGAUGGAAUAGAAGAAAAUAUUGCUAAAUAUAAUGGGAAGUGGGAAGUUGAAGAAACUGAAAAAAAUGGAUUGAAUGGUGAUUUAGGAUUGGUUUUAAAGUCAAAGGCCCAUCAUCAUGCCAUAUCAACUAGACUAGACAAACCAUUUUUGUUUGACAACAAACCAUUUGUACUUCAAUAUGAAGUCCACUUUCAGAAUGGACAAGAUUGUGGAGGUGCAUACAUAAAAGUUCUUUCUCAAACUUCUGACAUGAAUCUUAAGAAUUUUCAUGACAAGACUCCAUAUACUAUAAUGUUUGGUCCUGAUAAAUGUGGAACUGAACAGAAGUUACAUUUCAUUUUUAGACAUAGAAAUCCAAAGAAUGGCACAUAUCAAGAAAAACAUUGGAAAAGAGCUUCUUCUAUACCAAAGUUGGAAGAUUUAUUUAAAGACAAAAAACCUCAUUUAUUUACUUUGAUUAUUACACCUGACAAUCGUUUUGAAAUUCAGAUUGAUCAAAAAAGUAUACACAAGGGAAGUUUACUAGAAGAUGUUAGUCCUUCAGUUAAUCCACCUGCUGAAAUUGAUGAUCCAAAUGAUUCAAAACCUGAAGAUUGGGAUGAAAGAGAAAAGAUUCCAGAUCCCAAUGCCAAAAAGCCAGACAAUUGGGAUGAAGAUGCUCCAAGACAAAUCCCUGAUCCAAAUGCUCGUAAACCAGAAGGUUGGUUGGAUGACGAAGUGGAGCUUAUUCCUGAUCCAAAUGCUGAGAAGCCAAAAGACUGGGAUGAUGAAAUGGAUGGUGAAUGGGAACCACCAUUGAUAAGUAAUCCAAACUGUGAGCAGGCUGGAUGUGGAGAGUGGAAACCACCCAUGAUAGAUAAUCCAAAUUACAAGGGAAAAUGGAGAGCACCCCUUAUUGAUAAUCCAAAUUACAAGGGUAAAUGGAAACCAAGGAGGAUUGAAAAUCCAGAAUUCUUUGAAGAUAAACAUCCUUAUAGAAUGACACCUGUGGGAGCAGUCGGUUUUGAAUUGUGGUCAAUGACAGACAACAUUCUAUUUGAUAACAUCAUAAUCACAGAUGAUAUGUUUGUGUCGGAACAGUGGGCGGCAGAAACCUGGGUUUUGAAGAAAGAACUGGUAGACAGAGAGACGGAUGGUGUGUUUUUAAGAUUAGUCAAAUAUACCAACAAACAUCCCUGGUUGUGGGCAGUCUAUGUGAUAGUUAUAGGCUUGCCAAUAGUUCUCUUCAUUAGUUUCUGCUGUACGUCAUCCACUAGUCAGGAAAAGAAGGAAGAAGCAAUCCGGGCUAAGCGAAAGAAAACUGAUGAACCCACACCGGAUGACAUUCCGGCCAGUGAAGUCAAGAAGGAAGUCAGAGAAACAACUCCAAUUAGAAUUGAAGAAGUAAAAGAGACAGAAAUUAUUCCAGAAAGUAGCGAACAGGAAGAAAAGAGCAAGGAAUCUGAUGUGGAAGAAAAAGAAGAGGAACUACAGAAAGAAGAAAAUACUAAUGAUGUCAAGAAUGAAGUAGAGGAAGAGAAACUUGUCGAACUUGAAAGUGAAGAAGAAGAGGAGGAGGAAGAAGAAGAGGAGGAUGACGAUGAUAAGAAAGAUGAGGAAAAAGAAGAAAAAGAAGAAAAA